AGGGACCUUGGUGUGCAAAAUAGCUGAAAGCUACCCUUAGGAUGAGAGCAAGGCAGCUGGUGUGUGGAAUUUGGAGUCUGUGUUUCAUGUUCUGCCUUUUCUGCAUCUUUCUUCACCAAACGACAGCUAAAAGAAAACUGAAGUUUGUGUCCAUGGUAUUUCGCCAUGGUGAUCAUACCCCACAGGAGUUUUUUCCAACUGACAAGCACAAAGAAGUUGCAAGACAGCAGGGAUAUGGACAGCUUACCAAGCUUGGCAUACAGCAACAGUAUGAGCUUGGCCAGUACAUGCGGAGGAGAUACUCUUAUUUCCUGAGUGUUGUAUACAAGCAGUGUGAGAUUUAUGUUCAAAGCACUGACUGUGAUCACACACUUAUGAGUGCUCAGGCAAGUCUUGCCGGGCUGUACCCACCAACACGGGGCCAGAUUUGGAACCCCAGAAUCCUUUGGCAGCCAAUUCCAGUUCACACGGUGCCACUGUCACAUGAUAAUUUGCUAUACUUACCUUUCUCACACUGUCCAAAAUACAAUGAGCUUCUGAGAGAAACCUUUGCAACAAGGGAUUUCCAAAGGCAACUCAAGCAGUACAGGCCAUUUCUGAAGUUUUUAGCCACUCAUACAGGAUACCCAUUGAAGAAGUUGAACACUGAAAGAAUUUGGAAGCUCUCUGACACUUUACAAUAUGAGGAUAUUAACAAUUACACUUUACCUGUUUGGGCUACUCAUGGUGUCAGGACCAAGCUGAUAAAGCUCUCAGAACUGUUAUUGCAGGCGGAAUUUGGGUUCCACAAACAAGUACAAAAAUCACGUUUGCAGGGAGGUAUUCUUUUAAAAACUAUUCUAAAGCAUAUCUCAGAUGCUAGAAAGCCUUCACACCAGCAAAAAAUGGUCAUGUAUUCUGCGCAUGCAGCCACCAUUGUUGCCUUACAGACGGCACUCAAUGUCUUCAAUGGGAAACAGCCUCCUUACAGUGCCUGUCAUUUUUUUGAACUUUACCAGGAAAAAAAUGGGCAAUACACCAUAGAAAUGUACUAUCGGAAUAACUCUUUGAGAGAUCCUCACCCCCUCACUCUCCCUGGCUGCAAAUUUCGCUGUCCACUGGAGAGAUUUACUCAGCUGGUCUCCCCAGUUCUAGUACACUAUUGGACAAGAGAAUGUAGGAUAUAAGACAUAAAAAAAGGUGUUCCCUCCAUGAUCUUCAGUGUGAUUAGCUUUAUGAAACAAUUCAUCCCAUACUGUGAUGUGUCUACGGUCUAACACUUCUCAUUAACUUCCAUCAGCAUGGCCAACCGUCUCCUGACCUCUAUCAAAAGAAAAUAUUCCUCAGGACAACAAACCAAAACUAUAGAAAGUGGUGACUUAUCCUUCAUGAACAUUCACUUUAUUUUAUCAAGUGGUAAAACCCAAGUGAAGUACAAAACCAGAGUAAUUUUUCAAGAUCUAUUCAUUCCAAAGGGUCUUUGGCUGAACUAAUUCAAGCAUGUAAUUGUAGUUAGUGUUUUGAAGGGCUAUAGCCUUAAUUUACAGCAAAAUUGGAAAAUACCUCUGAAGGCGUGUUGCCCUCUUUUGAAGAAUGAGACAAGAACUUCCAGAAUUGGCGAGGGAAGCAGUGCUUCAAAAAGAGCCCCCAAAAGGAGGAGUCAUUCCAGUGUCCUUAUACUUUGUUUUAUUUAAGAAGUAAUGAAGCAUUUUACACAAACAGAUCCCAGAAGCUACAAAAAUUAGCAUAAUGGCUGUUUACUUAACUAAGAUAUGUCUGCCUUUUUCUUUUCUCUGGCUUAUACAUGCACAAAUAUCCCACCUCUGUACAGAAGGAAGGUGAGACUUACAGAAAGAGUGGACCAUGGAUCUAGACCUAAGAGAAGCCUACAAACAGCCAGGCUGGCUACCAUGAAGACCUGGCAGGCACUUGGCUGACCCAACAAGGCUUUCAGAUAUUGAGUCAUUCUAUCUCUUUCCAAAAAGACAGCAAGGCCAAGUGUUAAUUUUGAAAGAAAAAUAAUUUGUGGUUUCAAACAUCUUUUCAAACACCUUCCUUUUGUUAUGUUACCUUGAUUGUAUUCUCUGAUCUGAUCAUAUAGAGUCUGUGCUUCAGGGAAGUCUGAAAUUCCAUGCUGUUCUUGACAUUAACAACAAAAAGAUCCUACUGGCAACACCAAGUAAAAAAAUCCAGAGCUACAUGCUAGUUAAAACAUGCAGAACAUGCUGGGCAAUCCUUCACUAGCCACAUUUUCUAAUAUUGCUAUUGUGAAAACAGUUUGUGUUCUUACUACAAAAGCUUGAUCAGAACAAUCAGAUGCAACUAACUUCUGAAAAUAGUGGACGCUUCUUUGCUUGAAGAACUGGGCUUUCUUAUUUUUUAUUUUCUUAUGGUGGAUAAGACCUUUGCCAACAGCCUUGUUGCCUGCAGAUCAUUUCAAAGAGAACCAGAGUAAUAGAUGAGAUGCAGAAAAUUUUUACAUUCCAGCUUCCUUUCCUUGGACCGGGGUUUUAAAAUGGAUGCUAAGCCUAUGAAAUGUAUAUUCCUUUUUAGAACUACAGCAUAAGCAGAUAACUGCACUGCACAAGCUACAAAAGAAUAAAAUAAUAAAAAGAUCCCUUUCCCCUCUA
Aquila chrysaetos chrysaetos is the source of this 2609-nucleotide messenger RNA. RefSeq names its product prostatic acid phosphatase-like. Bases 42 to 1166 code for a protein of 374 amino acids. Gene Ontology annotation, biological process: lysosome organization; dephosphorylation. Gene Ontology annotation, cellular component: plasma membrane; lysosome. The transcript has 11 exons. Gene Ontology annotation, molecular function: acid phosphatase activity. The record is from RefSeq and is a predicted model, not a curated record. Lineage: Eukaryota; Metazoa; Chordata; Aves; Accipitriformes; Accipitridae.